CUGUCUGUCUCUCUGUCUUCCUCAUCCAGGUCUUGGUGUAGAAAAAUCUCCUGUGAUUUUUACAGCGCAGGAAGCUUCCAUCCAAUCAGAGUGCAGAACGGGCUGGAAGAGCUGAUUGGUCUCCUUACCGUCUAAGCUCAGGUGUUGCUGAUACUAAACCAGACUGAAAAGCAGUGUAAGGACCAACAUCAGAGGAGGUUUCCUUUGGAGGAACAAAGGAACAAGGAUGAAUAACCUCUCUGUGAUUUUUCUGUCAGGUCUGAACGAAACGAGGGUUCACAGACCCACUCUUUUUGUUCUCAGUCUACUUUGUUACUGCUUGAUUCUUCUGGUGAAUGUCUCUCUUGUCAUCAUUAUCAUCUUGGAUAAGAGCCUCCAUGAACCCAUGUACAUUCUGCUGUGUGCUUUUUGCAUAAAUGGGCUUUAUGGGACCACAGGUUUCUACCCUAAAUUUCUGUGGGAUUUGUUGUCACCUGUUCAUAUGAUAUCUUACUAUGGAUGCUUGAUUCAGGCUCAGGUCAUGUACUCCUUUGCUUGCAGUGAUCUGUCCAUUCUCUCAGUGAUGGCGUAUGACAGAUACGUGGCCAUAUGCCGCCCGCUGGAGUACCACUUUCGCAUGUCUAAGCAGAAUGUUGUUCUGUUGGUGUGUUUUUCUUGGUUUACACCCUUCUGCAUCAUGGGUCUGAAUGUUUUUCUGACUUCCAGGCUGAAGUUGUGCAGCCCUCAUCUGUCCAGACUCUUCUGUGUGAACUGGAGUAUCGUCAGGCUUGCUUGUCCACAGGAAGAUACAACCGCAAACAACAUAGUUGCUAACAUGACAAUAAUUAUCUACGUAUGUCAUGGUUUAUUUAUUGUCUGGUCUUAUAUGUAUCUUGUUAAAACUUGCAUGAAUUCAAUUGAAAAUCGAGCAAAGUUCAUGCAGACUUGUGUGCCUCACCUGGUCUCCCUCAUCACCUUCCUGGUGACUAUUCUCUUUGAUCUCAUGAACAUGCGACUUACCUCCAAAAAUUUAGACCAAAUCUUCCAAAACUUCAUAGCCAUGGAGUUUCUGCUCAUACCUCCCAUCAUGAAUCCUCUCAUUUAUGGCUUCAAGUUGACUAAAAUUCAAAGAAAAAUAGCCAAACUCACCACAUUUAGAUCGAAGUGACUGUUGCGCAUGGUCACUGCCAGAAUCAGAAAUGUGCAGACUGUUUGCCACCAUCCUUUGUGCUUUUGUUUCAUUUUAUUUUCCAAUUAUGUGUGAUCUCUCUCCUCAUAAAUCUUUGUUCGCUGUUGAAUUAAAGUAUAACUUAGGGGAAAUCUUUAAAAAAAUUGUAGGCCUUUAAAGCUGUUUCUAAAAGUGGGUUUUCUCCGUUUUUGUUACUCUGUUAGAUUUGGGUCAAAUUGUCCUGCAC
This is a messenger RNA of Oryzias latipes (Japanese medaka), 1394 nucleotides long. RefSeq names its product olfactory receptor 4B13-like. NCBI's taxonomy places the organism in Eukaryota, Metazoa, Chordata, Actinopteri, Beloniformes, Adrianichthyidae. Gene Ontology annotation, molecular function: odorant binding; G protein-coupled receptor activity; olfactory receptor activity. The record is from RefSeq and is a predicted model, not a curated record. Gene Ontology annotation, cellular component: membrane. Gene Ontology annotation, biological process: detection of chemical stimulus involved in sensory perception of smell; G protein-coupled receptor signaling pathway.